AAUGGGUACAUCUUGUUCCUGUAAAUCGAUGUUCUCGGUUUGCUAAUCUGAAAUUAUUAGAAAUGUUACAAUCUCUCCUAAAUCAGAAAAGAAAACUGUAAAAGAUAAUUCUUCUAUUCAAAUUUCGGAAAAUACAGACAAACAUUUCGUUCUUUAACAAUAUCCAGAGAGAUAUAUCAUCAUUUACACAUCUAAUGAUGAUUAUAAAAUCUUAAUGUAAGAGCUAUUAGAAAUUAACGAUAAUAACUCAUUUAUUAUACAAGAAUACAAAGAUUAAAAAGAAAAUUCAAAUAAUUACUAGGAAAUUUCGAGCUAAAUGCAAUGUUCCCUAAAUGACUUUAAGUUAUGAG
This is a messenger RNA of Paramecium sonneborni, 350 nucleotides long. The record is from the annotation of a GenBank genome assembly. NCBI's taxonomy places the organism in Eukaryota, Ciliophora, Oligohymenophorea, Peniculida, Parameciidae.